AUGUCUGCUCCUCCAGGGCCUCUGAAGAAGAUAAGGGUAACGGUUGUUGCCGCAGACGGACUUUCCAAACGAGAUGUCUUCCGCCUCCCAGACCCCUUUGCCGUUAUUACUGUUGAUGCUGAACAGACACACACAACGAGUGUGAUGAAGAAGACACUGAAUCCGUAUUGGAAUGAGAGUUUUGAUAUCACGGUCAAGGACUCGUCCGUCGUCGCAGUCCAGAUAUUCGACCAGCGGAAAUUCAAGAGAAGAGAUCAGGGCUUUUUGGGUGUGGUUAAUGUACGAGUCAGUGACGUUCUUGAUCUUGAGCUGGGCGGUCAUGAAAUGCUCACGCUGGACUUGAAAAAAUCCAAUGACAAUCUGGUCGUUCAUGGCAAACUGAUUAUCUACCUGUCGACGAAUAUCAACCAGCCGAUCAGCAACCCUGGGCCUUCUCAAGUGUCGGGCCUGAGUAGCGCUUUUGCAGACAUGGGUCUGAACAAUUCUCCGUCCGCGAGUACAUCAAACUUGGCGCUACCAGGGCCUUCGGGUUCUCUUUCCCGUGCCUCGAGUUCCCACGCCACAGGGGCAGAUACCAACAGCCCUGCACCCGUUUCGAUGCCCACUCCUUCUCCAGCACCUUCUCCGGACGCUGAGCAGCAACAGCCAUCUGCUCAAUCCCCUACGUCUUCUUCUCGCCCUACAAGCUCUAUUAGCCCCGGUUCUUCUCCAGCCACCGCUACGGCUUCCUCUAAUACCAACACCGCCCAGACGCCUGCGUCUGGGGGUGGCUCGACAGCAAACAGCCAGAUGCGGAACUUCAAUCCUAAUGUUGAUCAAUAUGGUCCUUUGCCGCCUGGUUGGGAACGUCGUAUCGAUCCGUUAGGCCGCACAUACUACGUCGAUCAUAACACUCGCACUACCACCUGGAAUAGGCCCUCUGCAAGUGCAGCUGUCAAUAGUAAUACGCAGGAGGGUGAAACUAAUGCCGCCCGUGAUCAGCAUUCACGUCGGAUCCUUGCUGAUGACCUCCUUGAAGCCAACAACAGUAGUUCGAGUGUUUUCCGCAACACUAGUGCUACAGCCACUCCUGCUGGUGCCCAGAAUGCGCCCGCAGCCAUGGCUGCCGCAAACAACACCACCACGCCGGGCUCAGGUCAACUCCCCAAUGGUUGGGAGGAACGGUUCACACUGGAGGGUCGGCCUUAUUAUGUCGAUCACAAUACUCGAACCACAACCUGGGUCGAUCCUCGUCGACAGGCAAUCAUCCGAGUGAUGGGCCCCAAUGGUCAGGGGCCGGCUCUACAGCCCCAAGCUAUUUCACAGCUUGGCCCUCUUCCCUCUGGGUGGGAAAUGCGUCUGACUUCCACCGCCCGUGUGUAUUUCGUCGACCAUAACACCAAGACCACGACAUGGGACGAUCCACGUUUGCCAUCCACUCUUGACGCUAACGUUCCGCAAUACAAACGCGACUUUAGGAGGAAGCUUAUCUACUUCCGCAGUCAGCCUGCCAUGCGUGCUCAACCGGGCAAUUGCCAGAUCAAGAUUAGGAGAAACCACAUUUUCGAAGACAGUUAUGCUGAGAUCAUGAGGCAGACUCCCAACGACCUGAAGAAACGACUCAUGAUCAAAUUUGACGGCGAAGAUGGUCUUGAUUAUGGUGGUCUCUCAAGAGAAUUCUUUUUCUUGCUGUCACACGAAAUGUUCAACCCAUUCUAUUGUCUAUUUGAAUACUCCGCGCACGAUAACUAUACCCUCCAAAUUAAUCCAGCUUCUGGGGUCAACCCGGAACACUUGAACUAUUUCAAGUUUAUCGGACGAUGUUUAGGUCUCGGUAUCUUCCAUCGGAGGUUCCUGGAUGCCUACUUCAUUGUCAGUUUCUAUAAGAUGAUUCUGAAGAAGAAGGUGACUUUGUCCGACUUGGAAAGUGUGGAUGCGGAACUUCACCGCGGCAUGACGUGGAUGCUGGAAAACGAUAUCACUGAUGUUAUUGACGAAACGUUCACCACCACUGAGGAACGCUUCGGUGAAAUGGUCACUAUCGAGCUGAAACCUGGUGGUGCAGAUGUUCCAGUCACUCAAGACAACAAGAAGGAAUACGUUGAGCAUGUCGUCGAGUAUCGUAUCUCCAAGCGAGUCAAGGAGCAGUUCGAAGCAUUUAUGUCCGGAUUCAGCGAACUGAUCCCCCAAGAUCUUAUCACCGUGUUCGACGAACGGGAACUAGAACUUCUUAUUGGCGGAAUGUCAGAAAUUGACGUGGACGAUUGGACCAAGUUCACCGACUACCGCGGCUAUGAGAUGAAUGACGAAGUUAUACAAUGGUUCUGGAAAUGCGUCCGUAGCUGGCCACCUGAACGCAAGUCGCGCCUGUUACAGUUCGCUACUGGGACAUCGCGUAUACCCGUCAAUGGUUUCAAAGAUCUGCAGGGGUCUGAUGGACCAAGGCGUUUCACAAUCGAAAAGUCGGGCGAUCCUUCACAGCUUCCUAAGAGCCAUACAUGUUUCAACCGUAUAGAUCUUCCUCCAUAUAAAGACUAUGCAAGUUUAGAGCAGAAGCUCACUUUAGCAGUAGAGGAAACCGUUGGAUUUGGACAAGAGUAA
Desarmillaria tabescens is the source of this 2580-nucleotide messenger RNA. RefSeq lists its product as uncharacterized. The transcript is spliced from 9 exons. Gene Ontology annotation, biological process: protein polyubiquitination; ubiquitin-dependent protein catabolic process. Gene Ontology annotation, cellular component: cytoplasm. The record is from RefSeq and is a predicted model, not a curated record. Gene Ontology annotation, molecular function: ubiquitin protein ligase activity; protein binding. Bases 1 to 2580 code for a protein of 859 amino acids. NCBI's taxonomy places the organism in Eukaryota, Fungi, Basidiomycota, Agaricomycetes, Agaricales, Physalacriaceae.